CUCCAACCGCCUGAGACCAUGAACACGUACUUCGCUCUCGCCGCCUUCGCCGCCGCUCUCGUCAGCUCUGUGAGCGCCGAGGCCUGCACGGGCACGCAGCAGCAGGCUGCGUACCUCGGCAUGAUCGGCCUGCUCACGGGCUCGUCGCUGAAUGACUGCGCGAGCAAGUCGGGCUACAACAUGCUGUACGCGACGGCGCUGCCCACGGACACGGAGAUGGUUUCCAUGUGCGGCGUUCAGGAGUGUCACGACCUGAUCGUGGCGGUGCUCGCGACGAACCCUCCCGACUGCGACCUGACCAUUCCCACCAGCAACGCCGUCAUGAACGUGCACCAGCUCGCGACCAACUUCGAAUCGGACUGUGACGCCUUGACGAACCCGACUUCCGCUCCGACUGAUGCCCCUACGUCCGCUCCGACUGAUGCCCCCACGGAUGCCCCUACUUCGGCGCCCACGGAUGUCCCCACCUCGGCCCCCACGGAUGCCCCUACUGCUGCCCCCACUGAUGCCCCCACCUCAGCCCCUACGACGGCUCCGACGACUGAGCCUGUGGUGCCUGGCGGAGCCUGCUAAAAGUUUGCUUUAUCUUGCGGUUAUCUGGCUGCGUUGGCAGUGAGAGCGGUUCGUCGUUCGUAGUGGCUCCGCAAUGAUACAUCUUAAUCCAGUUUUUUUAGUUUAC
Messenger RNA from Phytophthora sojae, 679 nucleotides. It is a transcript of the gene SOJ6A, whose product is annotated as elicitin. Gene Ontology annotation, cellular component: extracellular region. The transcript has a single exon. NCBI's taxonomy places the organism in Eukaryota, Oomycota, Peronosporomycetes, Peronosporales, Peronosporaceae. The record is from RefSeq and is a predicted model, not a curated record. The coding region runs from base 19 to 573 and encodes 184 amino acids.